AUGGCUGACAGAAUCAAGCAACUUGUAUCUCAUCUUAGUGGAACAGUCAUGACUGCAGAAUUGUGGCAAGACGUCCCCCUCGCGCCCCCCGAUAGUAUCUUCCAAUUGACCGCGGCGUACAAGGCAGACACCUUCAAAGACAAGGUUAACCUGGGUGUUGGCGCCUAUCGAGACAACGACAACAAGCCUUGGGUCCUCCCCGUCGUAAAAAAGGCUACAGCCAUCCUUCUGAAUGAUGAAAGUUUGGAUCAUGAAUAUCUCCCCAUUACUGGUCUCGCAGAGUUCACCACUGCUGCUGCCAAAUUGAUCCUCGGAGCAGACUCGCCCGCUAUUAAGGAGGGUAGGGUGGUCAGCGUGCAGACCAUCUCAGGAACGGGUGCUAACCACCUUGGAGCCCUAUUUUUGUCCAAAUUUUACAAAUGGAACGGACCGGCGAGGGUGUAUCUGAGCAACCCUACAUGGGGUAAGCCUUUUAAUUACAUUCCUAGUAAUAUUUUGGGCACUGAAGGGAGGUCAGCAAACCAUCACGCCAUCUUUAGGAACGUUGGGAUCGAGCCAGUUGAAUAUGCAUAUUAUGAUCCAAAGACCAUUGGCCUGGACUUUAAUGGAUUCAUAGACGCCUUGAAGGGCGCCCCGGAACGAUCGGUCUUCUUGCUGCAUGCAUGUGCUCACAACCCAACUGGCGUUGAUCCUACGCCUGAACAGUGGAAGGCAAUCGCGGAGGUGAUCGCGUCGAAAAAGCACUAUACUUUCUUUGAUUGUGCAUACCAAGGGUUCGCCAGCGGCGACCUGGACAAGGAUGCAUGGGCAGUACGACUCUUUGUGGAGCUAGGGCUCCCGCUGUUGGUGUGCCAGAGCUUUGCAAAAAAUGCCGGGCUGUACGGAGAGCGCGUUGGUGCACUUCACGUCGUUUCGCCGAACACAGAGACUGCGAACCGGGUCAAGUCGCAGCUGUCGGUCUUACAGCGGAGCGAGAUCAGCAACCCGCCGUCGCACGGGGCGAGACUUGUGUCGCUGAUCCUGAAUGACGCUGGCCUGUUCGAAGAAUGGAAACGCGACAUCCAGACCAUGGCAGGCCGCAUCAUUGAAAUGCGACGAGAGCUACACCGCCUGCUGACGGAAAAGCUGCAGACGCCGGGAAACUGGGACCACAUUGUGAACCAGAUUGGGAUGUUCAGGUACGCGCGCGCUUGA
This is a messenger RNA of Psilocybe cubensis, 1194 nucleotides long. RefSeq lists its product as uncharacterized. Gene Ontology annotation, molecular function: pyridoxal phosphate binding; L-aspartate:2-oxoglutarate transaminase activity. NCBI's taxonomy places the organism in Eukaryota, Fungi, Basidiomycota, Agaricomycetes, Agaricales, Agrocybaceae. The coding region runs from base 1 to 1194 and encodes 397 amino acids. The record is from RefSeq and is a predicted model, not a curated record. Gene Ontology annotation, biological process: L-aspartate biosynthetic process. Gene Ontology annotation, cellular component: cytosol. The transcript is spliced from 6 exons.